Molecule: messenger RNA, 715 nt
Organism: Fusarium redolens
Lineage: Eukaryota; Fungi; Ascomycota; Sordariomycetes; Hypocreales; Nectriaceae
Exons: 3
Coding region: 133-654 (173 amino acids)
Source: RefSeq, a predicted model, not a curated record
GUUCUUUGGUCCUUGCCAUGGAGCCUUUGCCGUCUCGCUCUACCAAGCCCCACCUUAUCAUUCGCAUAAUAUAAUAAAGCUAAAGGCAUAGUUUCUCUCCCGUUUGUGAUCUCACAAGGCCCACGCUUCAAAAUGUCAAAGGAAAUGUCUUUGUACCCGCAUCCCCGUCGCGUUGUUACCGGCCAUGAUGAGAAUGGGCAUGCAGUCUUUAUGGCUGACAGCAGAGUACCAUGUCUCCCUGUGGCAAUCAACUGCAACUUUGCUGUUCUAUACGAGACCCACGAGUUCCCCAUCUCUAAUGACGGAUGGGAAGAUCCAAUCUUGAAGAAGACAGAAAGUCUGGCAAAUCACACGGGGAUAGUUCUUCGAUGUGUUGACUUUAAGCCUAAUACCAAGACGAUGUUCCACCGCACCGAAUCGUUGGACUUUGGCUUGGUUUUUGACGGAGAGGUCGUGUGUUACUUGGAUAACGGCGUAGAAUUGACCCUCAAAGCCGGUGACACAUGUGUUCAACGCGGAACCAUCCACGGUUGGGAUAAUAGAACAGAUAAGCCGGCGCGUAUCUUCUUCAUCCUUAGUGGUAAGUCUCCCAACAUAUUACACUCCACAGACUUUGUGGAUCCCGUUGUGGAUCCCCCGCGCUACUGUUGCUGAUAAAAUAAAGCCGCGAAACCCGUGCAAGUUGGAGGCAAGAUGCUGAAUGCGACUGGGUUCG